Messenger RNA from Microthlaspi erraticum, 933 nucleotides. NCBI's taxonomy places the organism in Eukaryota, Viridiplantae, Streptophyta, Magnoliopsida, Brassicales, Brassicaceae. The record is from the annotation of a GenBank genome assembly.
AUGUGGAACUUGGGUGAAUGUUGUAAGGGUUGUAAAAGUAAGGAUCGGGUUGUGAUUGAUCACGAGGCGAGGAAGACGCAUUGCUCCGAGUGUGGUCUUGAUUCUGAUAUCGGUGAUUCUGGUCUCUCCAAUGUCACCACCGAGCAGAGUAAUGGUACCUCCGGUGAUUUCUUGUCCCUUACGCUCGGAAAUUCGCAGCAAGGUGGUGGCUCAGCACCCGUCUCCGUCGCCAACACCACCGUGACGAAGAAGAAUAGCUCCGAUCUCGAAUAUUCGGAGAAACGUGCCUUAGACGCCAUGAUGAUCAAUCUUGACUCUGAUCCCGUCUCCAUCGCGGCUAUGUCCUUUAGGUUAUGUCUUCCUGCGAAAGUCAACAAUAAGGCUAAAGAGAUAUUCAAGAAAGUGGAGAAGAUAUGCACAGAAAAGGAUCGAGUUGCCUUUAAUGCUGCUUGUAUCUACAUUGCAUGUCGACAAGAGGACAUGACUCGGCAUACGAAGGAAAUAUGCUCUGCUGUCACCGAGGCCACAAUGUAUGAGUAUGAUAUUUCCAAGGCAAUUGGGGUGAUAGCUGAGGCAACAAAGAUGGACAAAAAAUGGUUGAUGGAAGUCAAAGCUGCUGACUUUAUUAACCGGUUUUGCGCCAACCUUGGAAUGGAUGGCAAAGCAGUUAAAGCUGCUCAAGAAGCUGCUAAAAGUUCUGAAAUAAUUAAGAGUUUUGGCACUCCGAGAGCAGUUGCAGCUGUAAUCGUAUAUGUCAUUGCUCGAAUUUCUGAUAAUAAGAAGAAGCUGCUUAAAGAUGUCUUAAAAGCCACUGGAGUUGAAAGAAGUAGUAUAAGAAACGCAUACAAGAACCUGUACACAUAUCUUCCAACUAUUAUACCAAAGGGGUUUGCUGAUUUGAAGGACCUGCAUGAAGCUCUUGGAAGACCAUAA